CCAUCACUCUUUGUCAGUUGGUCUGUUUCGUUCCUGCGUUUGUUCCCCGGUGUUUUCCUCUGUGCCCGGAACCUGCUUGGAGUCCCUCUCGCCUGUUCCUGCCUUUUUGCCCGACUGUCUGACUCAUCAGCCCACUUCACAGCGGGACAGAUGCUGAGCUGGUGGCGCAGUAGAUUACGACACGAGGCGAGCGCUGGUGGUCCGCCGUUGUUCACGCGGUUCGGAUGAGCGACAGCGACGCCGCCGCCGCCGCCCGGAGCCGCCGUCCUGCUGGAAAUAGUCGCCCUGUGCCGCUGGACUGCUGCGGAGGACUCAGCAACGUCGACUACUCCAAGAUGGACCUCACACUGAUGGAAGAACUCCUAAAACACAUCGACUUACAUGACUCCAGCUUUUGUAUCGCUGUGAUUGCCAUUAUUUUCAACCCUCUCUUCUGGAAUGUGAUGGCGAGAUGGGAACAUCAUACGCGGACAAUCUCCAGGCUCUUUGGUAGCCCUUACCUGGCCUGUUACUGCCUGGGCUUCGUCAUCAUCUUGCUCAACGUCUACCGCAGCCACAGCAUGACAGUGGCGAUGAAGGCCCAGGCCAGGUGGGAAGUGAUGGACAGGACGGAUGUCUUCUACACUGGGGUAGCUCUCAUGGUACUGGGCACUCUACUGGUGGUCAGCAGCUUCCUUGCUCUGGGAUUCACUGGAACCUUCCUAGGUGAUUACUUUGGCAUCCUGAUGGAUGAGAAGGUGACAGGCUUUCCCUUUAACAUCAUAGAGAACCCAAUGUACUGGGGCAGCACAGCCAACUACCUCGGUCUGGCACUCAUUGGUGCCAGUCCUGUUGGACUUGUCCUGACUGCCGUAGUAGCUUUGGCUUACAAGGUGGCGUUAAGAUUCGAGGGACCAUUCACUGAACAGAUCUAUCAGGAGAGGAGUCGGCGCCACAAGCAUGAAUAAUUGCCUCCCCGACGCUUAUUGCUACUGGUUUUGGCCGAGGAUUCCCAUCCUGUGGACAAAAAGAUGGACUGAACGACAGACAGACUUCCCAGCAGCCUUGAUCACUAAUCCACGUCCAGCAUGGAUACAAAGGAAAUGUUCACACUGCAGCUCCAACUGUUCGUCUUCUCAUUAAAUUUAAACUCUUCUAAAGAAUGUGGAAACUACAUGGAGCCUUUUUUCUAAUGUAAUUCUUAACCACAUGACUAUAACAUACUUAAUUGGGCUAAAUAUGUCAAAUUAAAGGAAUAGUUUGAUAUUUUGGAAAUUAGAAUAUUGAACCACUCUUAUAUCUUAAAGGGGAACUCCACCAAUUUUACACACCAAAGUUGGUAUACAGGUGUUGGGGAGCACUACUGCAUACAUGAAAAAUGUUGUACACAGCCUUUUGUGUCUCCAGGCAGAGCGGUGUGAGGUCUGAUAUAUCGCCCCAAGUGAUUACUACACCUGAUGACCUGAAGAUCUGAAAAUGAAAAAAAAUCUGGGGGUGUUCGAAAGAAGUGAGCUUACCAGACCUCUGGAGCCUGAUCUUGGUCUCUGCUUGGUUAUAGUACAGUGGUUACUGUACUGUACUCUAUUACUAGCAUUACACACCCAAAUCAUUGAUGUAUUAAGAGAGCUGAAUACGGUGCUGCCACUCAGCCUUAGUGCAAAUAUAUCCCCGUGGCGACUGGCGGUAUUGCAACAAAAAAAUGCCGUGUGGCUCAGGAAGCAUUUUCCCUAUUAACCACCUCUAUGAAAGAGGAAUCUAAAUCUGUUGAUAUGGCAGCUCAAAGAGCACAUAAAGUCAGUUUUUACACUUUUUGUACCAUUAAUUUUUAAUCCAUGGAAGUUUUAUAUAUAUAUAAUAUAUCUAUAUAUAUAUAUAAAACUUCCCCAAAGCCCAGAAAAGUGAGUUUCAAUUCGUUGGCGUCAUCACAGUGUAAAAUCUACGGGCUGAGCAAGGGCAGGCCCACUGUAAUAUACAGUGUUAUACAGGUAUCAUGCUAAACCAGGGGAGUGCUCUUUAACUAUGGAGCUUGAGCACAGAGGCAAUUAGCUUAGCUUAGCAUACAGGCUUGAAGCAGGCUGAAACAGCUAGCCUGGCUCUCUUGCCCAACACCUUGUUUCUCAUCUGUUUUGCGAAAGAGAGAAAAGGUAAAAUGGACAAUUUGUGUCUCGUGGACGAAUACUUUACUAGUUACAGUUUCCAAUCCUUAUGCUAAGCUACGCUAACUGCCUCUCUGCUCUAGCUCCAUACUCCACACACAGACAUAAGAGUGGUAUCAAUCGUGUCAUCGGACUCUCAGCGAGAAAGCCAAUAACCAUAUUUCCUAAGACAUUUAGCUGUUCUUUUAAAGCUUUACUAGGCUAGAUUUCCACCGUAUGUACAGUACAAAACACCCACAAAAUAGGAACACAUCGGACUUAACUGAGAUCUCAUACACAAGUCUAGUUUUCAAAUACAUGUCAAGUAUUGUCACUUGACAGAAAUUUCGGCACAGUUUGAAUCGACGUUUUAACCAGCUCCACCGCAGCAGCUGACAAGAAGUGACAGAAAGUACAUUGUUCAUCAACGUUACAUGUUCUACGGUAACUUUUUUUCUUUUUUUACAGCUCACUUACUUCUUGCAGCAUUAAAUAAUAAAAUAAAUUGUUCUUGUACAGAUGUUCUAUUAUAUGAAGAACCCAGUGAUGUUAACAACUUCGGUGAUCUUGAUAACGUUCCAUAUUAUUCCUAGUGUUAUUUGUCUUCCUUUUUCUGACGUAUUACUGUGUGACAUAAAACAGCAUUUUGACCUACAGGCAUUGCUAUUUUUGAAAGAAAAAAAAAGGUCCAUUUCAAGCUAGUGGCAAAUACUGAAAGCACAGGGAAGCAGCUAGAAAAUUUCCCAAAAAGGUUUUUUCGCAAGUUCAUCACUGCAACAAGUUCUCAAUUGAUUACAAAUGCCACCAUUCUAAUAAAAACCCCACAUGAUGACCAUAUUUAAUGAGAGCACUGUGCUAGAUUUGAUGGUGUAACUGUUUGUGGGAUCAACUGGUGUGCGUAUAAAUUUUAUAGUCUCCUUCAAAGCAAGGCAAAAAAAAAA
Messenger RNA from Xiphias gladius (swordfish), 3055 nucleotides. RefSeq names its product phosphatidylethanolamine N-methyltransferase (gene pemt). Gene Ontology annotation, molecular function: phosphatidylethanolamine N-methyltransferase activity. NCBI's taxonomy places the organism in Eukaryota, Metazoa, Chordata, Actinopteri, Istiophoriformes, Xiphiidae. The record is from RefSeq and is a predicted model, not a curated record. Bases 225 to 947 code for a protein of 240 amino acids. The transcript is spliced from 9 exons. Gene Ontology annotation, biological process: phosphatidylcholine biosynthetic process.